Molecule: messenger RNA, 981 nt
Organism: Rotaria sp. Silwood2
Lineage: Eukaryota; Metazoa; Rotifera; Eurotatoria; Philodinida; Philodinidae
Source: the annotation of a GenBank genome assembly
AUGAGUACCUUGAAACGAAAAAAUAAUUCUUGUAUAGCAUGUGGGACAGCAGCUGGUAUGUUUACAUGUCGUGGUUGUUCAAAAACCUUUUGUUUAAAUCAUACUAAUGAACAUCGAGAAAUACUUGAAAAACAAAUGAAUGAAAUAAUUAAUAAUCAUAAUCGUUUAAAACAACAAAUAUCUAAUGAAGAAACAGAUCAAUAUUAUAAACUAUUAAUCGAACAAAUUGAUCAAUGGGAAAAAGAAUCAAUUAAUAAAAUUUAUCGUACAGCUAAUGAAAUUCGUCAACAAUUAAUAAUUAUUACUCGAGAACAUCAAGAUAAUAUAAAAGAAAAAUUAACACAACUUACACAAGAAAUAACUAAAGCUCGUUAUGAUGGAAAUUUUUUUGAAGAUGAUUUAAAACAAUGGACAAAUAUAAUUCAAAGAUUACAAAAUACAUUUCUUGAACAUGAAAAUAUUCAAAUUUCUUCAAUUAAUAAUGGAAAUCCAUUUAUUUCAAAAAUUUCACUUAUUGAUAAAAUAAAUGAUUAUAUGAUACCAUCAAUAAAUCAUUUCAAAUAUCAAACAAAUCAUAAUCAAUUUGAAAAUUGUACAAAUUUAACUUUACAAGGUGAAUAUUUAUCAGGUGAUCAUUUAUUUCGUUUCAAACUUGAUCUUUAUGACUCAAAUAGUUUGGUUAUAAUGGGAAUUAUAUCGAAAAGUAGAUCACAAAAUGAAAAUCCAUAUAAAAAUCCAACAUUUUAUGGUUGGUCAACGAAUAAUAUUGUUUAUCUACAUGGUGUUACUUAUUCUAAUUUUAAUAAUUAUCAAAGUGAUAUAGAAAAAAAUGAUGCAUUUCAAUUAGUUCUUGAUUGUGAUCGAAAACUUAUUCGAUUAAUAAAUGAACGUACACUUCAAACACAUGAAUUGAGUAUAGAUAUUACUAAAUGUCCUUUUCCAUGGCAGCCACAUGUUCGUAUUUUAAAUGAUUUUCAAUGA